Molecule: messenger RNA, 1369 nt
Organism: Dermatophagoides farinae (American house dust mite)
Lineage: Eukaryota; Metazoa; Arthropoda; Arachnida; Sarcoptiformes; Pyroglyphidae
Product: proton-coupled zinc antiporter SLC30A2
Biological process (GO): response to zinc ion; zinc ion transmembrane transport
Cellular component (GO): plasma membrane
Molecular function (GO): zinc ion transmembrane transporter activity
Source: RefSeq, a predicted model, not a curated record
UUCUAUUAAAUGAAUCAAUGAAUAAUAAAUCAUAUAAAUCUAUUGAUAGUAAAUUGAAUGAAAAAAAUGAUUCAAUCGUUUAUUGUAUACAUGGUUUGGAUUCUGAAUUAUGUUGUGAAGUGACCUGUAUCAAGAAUAAUUCUAGACAAAAAUUCGAACUACCACAUUGUCAUUUUUAUAAUGAAGAAAGAAAUCGUAUCGAUGAACAGGCAAGAUUUCGUUUAAUUAUUGCAUCAAUACUAUGUUUAGUAUUUAUGGUGAUUGAAAUUGGUGGCGGUCUUUGGGCCAAUAGUUUAGCCAUUGCAUCGGAUGCAGCACAUUUAUUAACGGAUUUUGCUAGUUUUAUGAUAUCAUUAUUCUCAAUAUGGAUGGCAAGUAAACCGGCAUCAAAACAUAUGAGUUUUGGUUGGCAUCGUGCCGAAGUUAUCGGUGCAUUAACAUCGAUAUUAAUGAUUUGGGUGGUUACAGGCAUAUUAUGUUAUAUUGCUACCGAACGAAUUAUUGAAAAUGAUUUUGAAAUACAAAGCGAAGUAAUGGUCAUUACGGCUGCUAUCGGUGUUGUCGUUAAUAUCAUAAUGGGCUGCUCAUUAACCUGUGGUGGAUUACCACAUGGUCAUUCACAUGGUGGUAUGGAAAGUGGUCAUGGUCAUGGCCAUAAUGGUGGUGGUCAUAGCAGCUAUUCAACAUCUGAUCAUCAAGGAAGAGGAAAUAUCAAUGUACGAGCGGCAUUCAUUCAUGUAUUGGGUGAUUUUUUCCAAAGUUUAGGUGUAUUGAUCGCAUCAUUAGUGAUUUAUUUUUUUCCCAAUUAUCGUAUCAUUGAUCCGAUUUGUACAUUUUUCUUUUCUAUAAUUGUAUUGAUUACAACAUUGACCAUAAUGAGAGACGUGUUGAACGUAUUGAUGGAAGGCAUACCAAAAGGUAUCGAUAUUAAAGAAGUACAACGUACAUUAUUGAAUAUUGAUGGUGUACGUAAAGUACAUAAUCUACGAAUAUGGUCAUUAAGUUUGGAUAAAGCAGCAUUAUCAACACAUUUAGCCAUCGAAAAAGGAAAAGAAUCGACAAAAAUUUUGAAUGCAACAAUUCGUGAGAUUAAAUCCCGUUAUGAUAUUUAUGAAUUAACCGUGCAGAUUGAAGAAUAUCGUGAUGAAAUGAAAGAUUGUCAACAAUGUCAAACAAUAAUUAGUUAAUUAAUGUUCGAUUCAUUUAUUCAUUGGAAAUUUGGAUUUUGGAUCCAUUGUUGUUGUUUUUUCUCUAUUUACUUGUUUAGUUUACAAUAUUCACUAAUUAACAAAUUCACAAAUUGAGCAUAUAAUCUUUAUAUUCAAAAAUUUUUUUUAAUUGACAAUUUUUAUCUCCUCAAAUUAUAACC